UCUAUUUAAUUUCUUUCUGCCAUUCCCAAUUUCCUCUGCACGCCCAGAAGAAAAUGGUCGCUUGUUUUUCUUUUCUUUUCCCUCUUGCUCCAUUUUUUGUCACCUUUUUGUUUCUUAUCCUUUUCCUGGAACAGAUCUCUUACUUGCGCAAAAAGCGAAAUGUCCCUGGCCCCAACAUCGUCUUGCCUUUCUUGGGCAACGCCAUUUCAUUAGUCACAAAACCCACAAAGUUCUGGGAAGUUCAAGCUGAUUUGGCUACUUCUCUUGGAUUUUCUGUUAAUUAUAUCAUUGGUUGCUUCAUUGUCUUUAUCCGAAGCACCGAACUUUCCCACUAUAUCUUCGCCAACGUCCGACCCGAUGCUUUUUUACUUGUGGGACACCCUUUCGGUAAAAAGCUUUUCGGUGAACAUAACAUGAUUUAUAUGUUCGGACAAGAUCACAAAGAUCUUCGCCGUCAAAUCGCUCCUAACUUCACUCCUAGGGCUCUCUCUACCUAUACUGCAUUGCAACAGAUUAUCAUUCUCCAACACUUAAAGUCAUGGGAGCGUCUUUCCUCGGAAUCGCCGGGGAAGCCGAUUUCUCUCCGCCUUUUAGCUCGCGACAUGAAUCUCGAAACCUCUCAAACUGUUUUUGUGGGCAGGUAUUUGUCUCAUGAAGCUCGGGACAAGUUUAGAGACGAUUAUAAUCUAUUCAAUACAGGUUUAAUGAAGCUCCCGUUUGAUCUCCCCGGUUUUGCGUUUCGAAACGCCAGGCUGGCCGUUGAGCAAUUAGUCGAAACCCUUGGUGAUUGUGCUACUCAAAGUAAAAAGAGGAUGUCUGAAGGAGACGAGCCUUCUUGUUUAAUCGAUUUUUGGAUGCAAGAAACUGUUAGAGAAAUAGCGGAGUCCAAAACGGCGCCACCUCGCUCUAGCGACGUAGAAAUCGGCAGUUACCUCUUUGAUUUUCUCUUCGCCGCUCAAGACGCCUCCACUUCGUCGCUCCUCUGGGCGGUGACCCUCCUCGACUCUCAUCCCGAUGUUCUCCGUAGAGUUCGGGAGGAAGUAUCAAGGAUUUGGUCGCCGGAGUCGGAUACUUUAAUAAGCGCAGAGCAACUGAGGGAAAUGAAGUACACUCAAGCAGUGGCGCGUGAGGUUAUAAGAUAUCGGCCCCCGGCGACGCUAGUACCACACAUUGCAAUGAAGGAUUUCCCGUUGACCGAGUCAUACACAAUUCCCAAGGGCACGAUCGUGUUCCCCUCGGUUUACGAAUCAUCCUUCCAAGGGUUCACGGAGGCGGACCGGUUCGAACCGGAGCGAUUCUCGGAGGAUAGGCAAGAGGAGGUGAUUUUCAAACGAAACUACCUGGCAUUCGGUGCUGGGCCCCACCAGUGCGUGGGCCAAAGGUACGCCUUGAAUCAUCUGGUGCUUUUCAUUGCCAUGUUCGUCACGGUGCUCGAUUUCAAGCGACACCGAACCGAGGGCUGUGAUGAAAUCAUGUAUUGCCCGACCAUCAGUCCCAAAGACGGCUGCCGCGUCUCCUUAUCUCGGAGGUGCUCGCGUUAUCCCAAUCUCUCUCUUAAUUGACCAAAAAGCCCUCCAAAGUUCUCUCGCCUUCUUUUCCGGUGAACUUGGUAGCUCUCUGUGAUUAUUGUCCUUUGCUGCUUCUCACGUCCUUCAAGGCUGGGACCGUCAAACCUUGUUUGUGGCUAUGAUUCUUUGAUGUGAGGUAUUUUUAUGUACAUACACAUUGAUGGAGGGUUUGGAUAAUUUCUUCUUUUUUUUCCCUUAAAUUAAUAAAUGAAAAUUGGUUGGUGUUUUAUCAAAUAAACAAAAAAUUGUAUUUUAAA
Messenger RNA from Gossypium raimondii (Peruvian cotton), 1825 nucleotides. Its product is annotated as cytochrome P450 710A1-like. Gene Ontology annotation, biological process: sterol metabolic process. Bases 54 to 1562 code for a protein of 502 amino acids. The transcript has a single exon. Gene Ontology annotation, molecular function: oxidoreductase activity, acting on paired donors, with incorporation or reduction of molecular oxygen; iron ion binding; monooxygenase activity. The record is from RefSeq and is a predicted model, not a curated record. Lineage: Eukaryota; Viridiplantae; Streptophyta; Magnoliopsida; Malvales; Malvaceae.